AUGGACCCAAAAGCCAAGGAUAAUGCUCCUAGACUAUCAGCAUAUCGAGAUCAACGUUUCCAGGUGAGGUUUAUAUUGUACUUGUUGUUGAAGUUUAGGGCGAUUGAUCUUCCGGCUUUUGAAGGUGCAUUAAGUUUCUUUUGGUUGAGAAAAAGCUGAAAAGGGGUACAUGGAUGCUUUGAAAUACGUUAGUUUGAUAAAUUUUGGUUGGUUUUCACUGGAUAUUGGAGAUUUUAUAUUGUAGUAGGUACCCAAAAGAGAUUGAAUUGUUUCGGUUGAGUUUUGACCUGAAUAAGAAGAAAUCUUUGUUGUAUUAGCAGCAGAAAAGAUUGCUGUUGCUGUGAGUAGUAAAAAUUCUAUGAUGCGACCACGUUUCCAGCUUUAUUUUUUCAAUUUUAUUUGGCCCAACCUAUUUUUCUGCAUGGAUAAUAUUUUUGAAGUUUCUAAAUUUCUUUUUCUUUCAGGGUUCUCUCCGUGAACAAGAAGGCCUUCUAUCUCAAUCAACAACGUUGUACGUCGGAAAUCUCAGCUACUACACAACAGAAGAGCAGGUUUAUGAGUUGUUUAUGAGAGCCGGAGAUGUUCGGCGAGUAAUUAUGGGUAUUCAUCGUUAUGAUAAGACGCCAUGCGGGUUCUGCUUUGUCGAGUAAGUUGGUUUCCGAAUUAUUCAGCUUGAUUUUUAGGUAUUACACUCGAGAUGACGCUGAAAAUGCGAUUAGAUAUAUAAAUGGUACAAGAUUGGAUGAUCGAGUGAUUAGAACGGACUGGGAUGCCGGAUUUAUUGAAGGGAGGCAAUAUGGUCGAGGAAAACAUGGUGGUCAGGUGAGAUUUUACUUUUUUUGUUCAUUUUUUAGGUGCUUUUGAGAAAGUAUGUUAUCCAUGAGACCUGAUGGAGAAGUUUUGGGUAUAAAUUUCUUUAUGCUGCUUUGUUCAGCAUGAAAUUUUGCGAAGACGUGCUCAGAGAUGUAACUCUGCUUUGUAUUUAAUUUUGUGUUCUAAAUGCGAAAGGUUUUUGAAUUGCAUUGAAAUUUUUCUAGGUAUGUCAUGGGUCAUGGAUAAUGUAAUUUUUAUGAGUAAAAGUAAAUGCAAGGCUGUAGUAAAUGACUCGAUGAGGUAGUGUAGGGUUUAUGAAUGAUUUGUAGAGCAAAACCUUUUACGAACACUUGAUUUUUAUCAUAAAUUUGCACUUUUGUCAUGGAUAAUAUCAAAAUUUGAUCUAAAAGAUAUAUUACUUCAUUUUUUGUGUUGUAAAUCGCUUAUAAGCCCUCAUUCCAUUUCAGGUUCGCGAUGAAUUCCGCAAAGACUACGAUGCGGGCCGUGGCGGCUGGAACAAAACCAUCAGUACGGGCAAUUAUCGCCAUGGCCGUUGA
Molecule: messenger RNA, 1370 nt
Organism: Bursaphelenchus xylophilus (pine wood nematode)
Lineage: Eukaryota; Metazoa; Nematoda; Chromadorea; Rhabditida; Aphelenchoididae
Source: the annotation of a GenBank genome assembly